UAACAAUAUCAUCCAAAAGAUACCUCGCUGCUUGCGAAGCGGUGUGUUCGACUGGUCCACGUUCGAGUGACCAGACAGAAAAAUAUACGUCGCAUAGUCUACUUUCAUUUUGUUGAAGGGAAACCUAUUUCUUAGUUAACCGAGGAUGUCGUAUAUGCUCCCUCAUCUCCACAAUGGGUGGCAAGUGGAUCAGGCUAUUCUAUCCGAAGAGGACCGUGUUCUUGUUAUUAGAUUUGGCCACGACUGGGACCCCACAUGCAUGAAAAUGGAUGAAGUUUUGUAUAGCAUCGCUGAAAAGGUCAAGAAUUUUGCAGUGAUUUAUCUGGUGGAUAUCACAGAAGUGCCAGAUUUCAACAAGAUGUAUGAAUUGUAUGACCCUUGCACAGUCAUGUUCUUUUUCAGGAACAAGCACAUCAUGAUUGACCUUGGAACAGGAAAUAAUAACAAGAUCAACUGGACCAUGGAAGACAAACAGGAAAUGAUUGACAUUAUUGAGACUGUCUACAGAGGUGCAAGGAAAGGGAGAGGUCUUGUGGUUUCUCCUAAAGAUUACUCAACCAAAUACAGAUACUAGUUUUUAUUUCAGACUUUUUCUUAACAUCCUCUAGUUUGAGCACAGUUUGGAUACCUCGCUGGGAUGAUGUGAGGACAUUGGGCACUGAGGCCAUGUGGAGAACAACAGGGUCUGCUCUUGCGGUUUAUUUAAAUUUUGUUACAAUUAUGACAAAUAGGCCCUGUCCUAUUGUUAUUCUUGGUAUUUACCUCCAUGUUGUGAAUAAAUGUCUAAAGAAUAUUGUUUGGAAAUAAGCAUAAGACCUUUUUUAAAAUAAGCCCUUGUUCUUAAAACAUACCUGAUUCAUUUAAAGUACAUGGGGUAUUUUGCUUUAACAUAUUCCAAUGGAAAUAGAAAAAUCAACUCUUAGAGGGACAUGGGGCACCACUAGUUCAGUACUUUUACAAGUUUUUUUUUUUUUUUUUUUUUUUAAAUGAGAAGCCAGUUCAAGCCUCACCCCUGCUAAGCUGCUACUGUUGUGCUGCUGAGCAAGGCCCUGAACCCUCAAUAGUUCAAGGGGUAGUGAGUUAUAAAGUUGCUUUAAAAAGUGUCCAGUAAGUGUAGCCCAAAAGACAGACUGAAUAUUGAAAAAGCAUUAGUGCCUGUAUUAGCCCGAGUGCAUUAAAAACCUGUUUGGGAAGCUGGUGGAGGACAA
Messenger RNA from Electrophorus electricus (electric eel), 1208 nucleotides. RefSeq names its product thioredoxin-like 4A (gene txnl4a). Gene Ontology annotation, biological process: mRNA splicing, via spliceosome. The record is from RefSeq and is a predicted model, not a curated record. Gene Ontology annotation, cellular component: spliceosomal complex; U5 snRNP; U4/U6 x U5 tri-snRNP complex. NCBI's taxonomy places the organism in Eukaryota, Metazoa, Chordata, Actinopteri, Gymnotiformes, Gymnotidae.